AGUUACCAUUUUUCAAUUCGGAAGGUUGUCAAAGACUCGGCGCCCUAUAAUUGAGGAACCCAAGAAUAUCCCUUGCUGAUUUCGUUGGUCUCUGAAGAAUUCCGACACCGGCAUCAACUUCGCGGGUUCCCUUUUCCUCUGAAGUUUUUGCUGCCGGAGUCCAUCGUCUCUCAGAUAGGAAGAAGCUUCGCUUGGCUGACUCUGACUGUGUAUAUAUAAAAAGGCUUCGCGUGGGCUGUCAAUAGGCACGUUUAUUGGCAGCCCAAAGAACGACAUCAACCAAGACCCACUACAGAGAUUCUGCAUCGGUGAUUCCAAGAUUAUGGGUUCGUUGUCUGGUUUAUUUCAAAGGCCGGUUGUUGCAGCCUCUGCUGUUGCAUUAGCUUCUGUUUCUACCGAUCUUCGUGACAGAUUCUUUCCAUCUAAACCGGAUUCAUGUCCUUCAUCAGAACAAUCAAUUGGCUGUUCAUCGGAUUUAAUCAGUGAAGCAAAAUGGGCACAAAUCUCUAAUUCUGGUGUUUCAAAGCUAUCUUUUUCAACAAAGAGUCGGAUACCUGUUCCUAAUUUCAGAUACCCAACAACUCAUAUACCCAACAAGAUGGCUUCUGAUGUUGCGUUUUCUUCUGCUUUACUCAACGUGUAUAGAUCAGCUGAGUUGGCAAAAGCUCACAGGCCAAUCGAUCAUGCUCAUAGUAUCCCAACAAACACGUCUAAUGAUCUCAUUUACAGAUGGCAUUUACCACAGCCUAAUGCCAUUGGUUUAUCAGAAAACUCUAAAAUGGUGGUGGUUUUGCUUGGGUGGUUGGGUGCUAAACAGAAACAUCUCAAGAAAUAUGCAGAUUGGUAUACCUCAAAAGGGUUCCAUGUCAUCACCUUUACAUUUCCCAUGUCUGAGAUUUUAAGUUAUAAAGUUGGAGGGAAAACGGAAGAGCAUGUGAAUUCGCUUGUGAAUCAUCUUUCUGAAUGGUUGGAAGAAGAAUACGGAAAGAAUUUGGUCUUUCACACAUUCAGCAACACCGGAUGGCUAAUAUAUGGAGCUAUCUUGGAAAAGUUUCAGAUGCAAGACCUUACACUAAUGGGGCGGAUUAAGGGAUGUAUAGUCGAUUCUGCACCUGUUGCAUCCCCGGACCCACAGGUUUGGGCUUCGGGUUUCUCUGCUGCUUUUCUGAAGAAAAAUAGUAUUGCAGCAAAAGGACAUAGAAAUGAAGGUGACAUCUCUGCCAAACCAGCAAUGAGUGAAUCGGCUCUGUUGGUGGUUCUUGAGAAGUUCUUUGGCGUGGUUUUAAAUCUACCAUCAGUUAACCAGAGGCUUUCGAAUGUAUUAGUACAGCUGAAAUCCGGGCAGCCAAGCUGCCCGCAGUUGUACAUCUACAGCAGUGCGGACAAAGUGAUUCCUGCAGGGUCAGUGGAGUCUUUUAUAGAGGCACAACAGAGAACAGGGCGCGUGGUCAGGUCAUGCAACUUUAAGUCAACACCACAUGUUGACCAUUUUAGGAAUGAACCUGAGUUGUAUGCUUCUCAGCUCUCACAGUUUCUCAAAGACUGUGUGCAUACUUCUUAAAAAGUUGAUGAUGGUGUUUGACACUGACCUUGAUUCUUUUUCCUAUUCUUUGACAUGAUGAUCUAUAUGAUUUAAUUUUUAAAGUGGAAUAUAUACACGAGGGACAAUAAGUGUUGGGUUUUAAACACUUACCCUUUAACCAGAUCCUCUUACUGUAAUCCGAAUGUUACUGAAAAUAGAUGAAAUUACAAUGCUA
This is a messenger RNA of Lactuca sativa (garden lettuce), 1757 nucleotides long. RefSeq names its product alpha/beta-Hydrolases superfamily protein. Lineage: Eukaryota; Viridiplantae; Streptophyta; Magnoliopsida; Asterales; Asteraceae. The record is from RefSeq and is a predicted model, not a curated record.